Messenger RNA from Contarinia nasturtii (swede midge), 3135 nucleotides. RefSeq names its product putative ferric-chelate reductase 1 homolog. Gene Ontology annotation, molecular function: oxidoreductase activity, acting on metal ions. The record is from RefSeq and is a predicted model, not a curated record. Lineage: Eukaryota; Metazoa; Arthropoda; Insecta; Diptera; Cecidomyiidae. The transcript has 11 exons. Bases 589 to 2502 code for a protein of 637 amino acids.
UUUAGAAAUUGUUUACGGCAAAACACAUUCCGUUUUGGUUAGUCUUCGAUUGUAAGUUAGAGUGUUCGAACGUCACUGUCUGUUCAUUUUGAAUUUCGGUUUGAAUGAUACGAAGUCAAAAUACAAUGAAGCAAAGCUAAAAAAAAUUUGUGAGAGAAAAAAAAGCGAAAGAAAGAAAGAGAAGCAAAACAAAACAAUUAUUUGCUGAAGAAAAGAGAAGAAGAAAAAAAAUAUCGUGCAAAAUAGUAAGAGUGCUGUUUUUGUUUACUCCAAUUUGUGACGAUAGAGAGCAAUAUUGGCUAAGAAAGUAUCUCUACUCUCUGGUGCGUCAGUGUGUAUAAAAAAAGAAUCUCACAAGUUUUUCUUUACGUUUAAUUUAUUAUUAUUUAUUACGAUUUAGCAUUUGUGAACAAUUUAAUAUCGGUUAAAACGAAUAAACUAAGCGCAAAAACUGACAUUUCAACAUCAUCAUUGCGAAAGUGAUAAAUUUAGUGCAUUUUGAUCGUCCAUGUGUUUGAAUAACAACCACAUUAAAUCAGGGAUUUGAAGAGAGAAUAUUUAGUAAUUAAAAAAAGACACACAUCAAAUAUGUAUCGCGAACAAUUUGUGUUUAUAUUGCUUUUGGCGUAUAGCUUUCAGCCGAUUUUAGCACUGCCUGGAGGUGCACCACAAUCGGUGUGUCACUCGUUGUUACCAUUUCAUGGCGGUGGUAUUCCACCAUCCUCAUCACGACCACCGUAUCGUAUAGUACCACACAAUGUUGCCGUCAAUCAAGGCCAAGUUUUACGCGUUGAAAUCGAACCUCAAUUUCCCGAAUUAAAUUUUGGUGGUUUUAUGAUUCAAGCACGAAAUAUCCGUCCACCAUAUCAAGUUAUCGGUCGAUUUGCACCGCCUCCGGACAAUCAAGCUCAGCUUAUUGAUUGUGGUGGUUUUGACAAUACUGCUACACAUACAUCACCCGCACCGAAAUCAGGUAUUUCCUUCCAAUGGCAGGCACCAUCGGACUUUUUGGGUGAAAUUGUAUUCAAUGCAACAGUUGCUCAAGAAUAUGCCAAAUUUUGGGUUGGAAUCGAAUCGCCUGUAAUCAAUGUUGUUUCACGUAAUGUUCCCAUUUUGCCAUCAUAUAAUAAUGGUGGUGCCACAACUAGAAGACCGCCGUUUAAGCAAUCCGUUCCAAAUUACAUUCCAACCAGCAACGAUCAAUACGAAGAACAAACAGAUCCAAUUUAUGAAGGAUGCGGUCAAACAAAAAUAUGUUUCGGAUUUCCAGAUGGAUGUGUUAAUUCAAAAUCAUGUCGAACGAUAGCAACUUCAAUUGUUCGCGGUGAACGAUAUGAAUUCGAAAUAAAAUCAGCACCCGGUGAAAAUCCAGCAUAUGUAGCAGUUGCACUGUCCAGUGACGAUAAAAUGGGUGAUGACUCGGUAAUGGAAUGCGUCCCAGAAGCUGGACAAAUUCGUGCAUACGCAUCAUGGACAUUACCACGACCAAAUCUUGGUGUUACACGUCAAGGAAUUCCACAAAAAUUUAUCCGUCUUUUGGAUGCAUCGUAUAUCGACGGUGUAAUUUAUUGUCGAAUUUCGCGUGACGCACGAUCAACUAUUUAUGGAAAAGAAUUCAAUUUAAUAAACACACAAUAUCAUUUAUUGGUUGCAUCAGGCAGCAGUUUGAAACAAAAUAGCGUUGGAUAUCAUGAUAUUGGACGUUUAGCAUCGGGAUCUCCUAGCUAUUUAGCAGAUGUGGCUGUUUUCGGUGGCGCAUCAAAAUUGUUUUUACGCUUGCAUGCCGCUUUCAUGAUUACGGCAUGGAUUGGAACCGCUUCGGCUGGAAUUUUAUUGGCUCGUUACUUCAAACAAACAUGGGUUGGCAGCCAAUUAUGUGGCAAAGAUCAAUGGUUUGCUUGGCAUCGAAUGUUCAUGAUAUUGACUUGGGGAUUGACAAUUGCUGCCUUUGUUUUGAUUUUCAUUGAGCUUGGUGCUUGGUCAGCCGAAGACAAUCCGCAUGCCAUUCUUGGAACGAUAACAACAAUUAUUUGCUUUUUACAACCAAUCGGAACUCUAUUCCGGCCAGCACCAACUUCCAACAAACGUCCAAUUUUCAAUUGGCUUCAUUGGUUGGGUGGAAAUAUUGCGCAUAUACUUGCAAUUGUCACAAUCUUCUUUGCGGUGAAAUUGGCCAAAGCCGAAUUGCCUAGCUGGUUUGAUUGGAUUCUUGUAGCGUUCGUUGCCUUCCAUGUGAUCGUACACCUUGUGCUUUCGAUUUUCUCUUGGAUACAGAUCUGUGGCUGUGUGAGUGAACGAAGUGCUCAACGUGUCAAUAACUUCCCAAUGGCUGAUAUGUCACCAUCUAGAAGCAGCAUGAAGGAGCGCAAAUUAGAUGCACCGUUCUCGGGAUUGCGAAAGAUCAUUCUCACGAUUUAUAUACUCAUUGUGAUAAUAUUCGUCGUUGUUCUCGUAUUGAUUGCUGUAUUUGCACCGAUCGAAGAGGCCAUUAAAUCAUUGUAAAGCAUGAGUGACAAUUAGUUCUAGCCAUUCGAAUUUCAAAGUAAAUUUAUAGCAAAAUGUAUACACAUUAGAUUCCAGAGAGUCAAACAAUAACCGUACAAGAAAUGACAUAGAAAUUAUAAAUACAACUGGCAAGAGUCGUAUAUUUAUUUUUUAAACGAAAAGAACAACAACAAAUGACAAAGACUCGUCGUCGUAUACCACAUUAUUUUAUUUUGUCUGUCUUUCCAUAUUGUUUUUCGUUUAGUAUAUUUUUUUGAUUUUUAAAUAUUCUCCAUUGGACAUCAUCAUUUGUAAUAAACAAAGAAAUUGCGGUCGUUAUGAAUGAAUGGUAAUUUUUUUUUGUAUGAAAGAGAUUGUAUAUGUGAGAUCGAAAUGUUUAUUGUGUGCUAUAUUGUUCUCCGUCCAAGCAAAAGCUAAUUUUUAAUCAAAUGCACGAAUAUAGAUCAUUUUAAGGACGAAUUUUUAUUUAGGCAAUAGCUUUUGUAUAUGUAUGUAAUGUUUCUAACUGUUAAUUUAAACAAACAAACUAAUCAUUGUGCAAAUCAAAACACAAUAAGGUAUAAAAAUAAAUCUGAUUUGAUUCGAUUGACCAAAUGUUUACAUGAAAAAUAAAUAUUGGUUGCAUAAUAA